CUCAAGUAUACAAACUAAAUAUACAAAACUAAACAUGACUCAAGACUCCAACGUCCAAUACAGCUUCGGUACUCAAGCCAUCCAUGCCGGUGCCCCAAUCGACCCACACACUGGUGCUGUGAUUGAACCAAUUUCUCUUUCCACCACUUUUGCCCAAUCACAACCAUCUGUUCCAAUUGGUGCUUUCGAAUACUCUAGAUCUUCUAACCCAAACAGAGACAACUUUGAAACUGCUGUUGCCGCUUUGGAAAAGGCCAAGUACGGUCUUGCUCUUGCCUCCGGUUCUGCUGUCACCUCUUUGAUCAUCCAAUCUCUCCCAAUUGGUUCUCACAUUGUUUCUGGUGGUGACGUUUACGGUGGUACCCACAGAUACUUCACCCAAGUUGCUCACACUCACGGUGUCACUGCUUCCUUCGUUGGUAACUUGGCCAAUGACCUUAAGGCUGCCAUUAAGGAAAACACCAAGUUGGUUUGGCUUGAAACUCCAUCUAACCCAACCUUGACUGUUACUGACAUUUCCAAGGUUUCUCAAAUCUUGAAGGACCAUGAAGCUUCCACUGGUAACAAGAUCAUUCUUGUUGUUGACAACACUUUCUUGUCUCCAUACAUUUCUAACCCAUUGUCUCACGGUGCUGAUGUUGUUGCUCACUCUGUUACCAAGUACAUCAAUGGUCACUCUGAUGUUGUUAUGGGUGUUUUAGCUACUAACGAUGACAAAUUGCACGAAAAGUUCAGAUUCUUGCAAAAUGCUAUUGGUUCUAUCCCAUCUCCAUUUGACUCUUGGUUGGCUCACAGAGGUUUAAAGACUUUACACUUGAGAGUUAGACAAGCUGCUACUUCUGCUCAAAAAAUUGCUGAAUACUUGUCUCAACACCACUCUGUUUCCAGAGUCAACUACCCAGGUUUGAAGACUCAUGCUAACCAUGAUGUUGUUGUUAAGCAACACAGAGACUCCUUGGGAGGUGGUAUGAUUUCUUUCAGAAUCAACGGUGGUGCUGAAGCUGCCGCUGCCUUCACUUCUUCCACCAAGUUGUUCACCUUGGCUGAAUCCUUGGGUGGUAUUGAAUCCUUGGUUGAAGUUCCAGCUGUUAUGACCCAUGGUGGUAUUCCAAAGGCUGAAAGAGAAUCUAAUGGUGUUUUCGAUGACUUGGUCAGAAUUUCUGUUGGUAUCGAAGAAACUGAUGAUUUACUUAGGGACAUUGAACAGGCUUUGGAAAAGUCUGCCAAAUAAAUAGAAACGGGUUAUUUAGUAGAUAAUAAGAUAUAAUGAGAUAUA
[Candida] anglica is the source of this 1276-nucleotide messenger RNA. The record is from the annotation of a GenBank genome assembly. NCBI's taxonomy places the organism in Eukaryota, Fungi, Ascomycota, Pichiomycetes, Serinales, Debaryomycetaceae.